CAUUGAAUAAUAAAGGAGGAGGUCAGGCUUAGCAUAGCAACGCAGCAGAAGAUCAGAAGCAGUGAAGAAGAUGGCUAGCCGAUUACUCGCUCCGUUAAGGUCUCCUGAAUGGAGAUCAUACUUCAUGAGCACCCAUUUCUGGGGACCAGUUGCUAACUGGGGGCUGCCAUUAGCUGCUAUACAAGAUAUGAAGAAAGAUCCAAAGUACAUCAGUCCAAAGAUGACCGUUGCAUUAUGCAUAUAUUCUUUACUGUUCAUGAGAUUUGCUAUUAAAGUCCAGCCAAGGAAUAUGCUCUUGUUUGCAUGUCAUUUCUCGAAUGAAACAGCUCAACUCAUUCAACUGUCACGAUGGGCCAAACAUGAAUACUUCAACAAGCAAUAGUGACAAUAAUAAUUAUUUGCCUCAUGCUAAUGUGUUAUUAUUAUUAUUAUUACAGAUCUUAUGUUUCGUUGUAUGUUGCUAUGUUGAUGUGUUUAUAGAAUAAAUAAUAUAUUUAAAGAUUGUCUUAAAAAUAA
Messenger RNA from Amphimedon queenslandica, 516 nucleotides. RefSeq names its product mitochondrial pyruvate carrier 1-like. Gene Ontology annotation, cellular component: mitochondrial inner membrane. The coding region runs from base 71 to 382 and encodes 103 amino acids. The transcript has 6 exons. Gene Ontology annotation, biological process: pyruvate import into mitochondria. NCBI's taxonomy places the organism in Eukaryota, Metazoa, Porifera, Demospongiae, Haplosclerida, Niphatidae. The record is from RefSeq and is a predicted model, not a curated record.